UACUAAUGGCAAAAAAAAAAAAAGUUCCCGAAAAAAUAACCGAAUUAAUUUGUGGCCGCACGAAAGCCGCCUUUCUAGGUCACUCUUAAAAAUUUGUGGUGCUAAGGGUAGAGUAUGCGGUAACGUUACCUAAACGCAGUGUUGCAGGUGACACUUCGCUCUCUUAGAAUGAAAUGUCCUCCCCGACCCCGUGUCAUUCAUUGCACUGGUCCCAGCAGGUGGCGCUGAGAACGGGUCCACAGCGAUGAAAGGGUUAAUAGCGAGGUAUGUGCGUCCUGGGUGGCAGGGACGGGGUUAAACUGGCGGAGAGGCUCAGAUACCAGGAAAUGCUCAGAGGCUGCAGACACCUGUAGAGAGCUCACCUGCCUGCGGAGAGGACGCCCCCAACAGGUGUCUGAAAUGGAGGAAAUGACUAUAUGGGAGCAAUAUACUGUCACACUGGCCAGGGACCCUCGUAAAGGAUUUGGCAUUGCUAUCUCUGGAGGUAGAGAUCGGCCAUCUAAAACAGAUGGAGACAACUCUGUCAUUGUGUCUGAUGUGGUCCGUGGUGGGCCUGCUGAUGGUAGAUUGCAGACCAGAGAUCGCAUUGUGAUGGUGAAUGGUGUAUCUAUGGAAAAUGUCACUUCCUCAUUUGCUAUUCACACGCUGAAAUCCUGUGCCAAAUCUGCUAAUGUGACAGUAAAGCGGCCUAAGAAAAUUCAAAUUCCUGUAAGCAACUCUGUACUAGCAUCUACAGGACCCUCACGAACACCUCACACUUCAGGAUACCUACCUGAUUCCUACAGCAGAAAUGAAGACCAACCAGAUUCCCCUGUGCAGUGGAGAGAAAGAUAUGCAAGUUCUAGCAGAGACCCUCAUGAGGAUACAGCACAGGGUUAUGAAGGAGAUUCUUCGAGUGGACGUAGUUCUGGAGGGUCUCGCACACCAUCUUCAAACCAUGCAAGACACCGCAGGACCAGGGGUGGGGGAAGUGAAGCAGGAAAUUAUUCAAGGAGGAGGACUGGUAAAGAGAAAUAUAGUUCUGGAAGUGAUACAAGGGCUUCCAGUAGAAUGAAUGAUGCUGGUAGUGGUGUGGAAGGUUCUGUGAGUGAGGCAGGAGACUACUCAAGGAGGGGAUCCAGCAGUGAAGCAUGGGGAAGGGACCACAAUGGCCUACAACUGAUAUCUGGGUUCAAACGUCUGCCCAUUCAGGAUGUACCAUCCAAACCUGUUAAAACUGUACUGGUGAAAAGCACGGAGAAUCAAGAAUAUGGUUUAAAGCUGGGCAGUCAGAUCUUCAUUAAACACAUUACAGAGACUGGUCUGGCGGCUCAGGAGAAAUCCCUGCAGGAGGGCGACCUUAUUCUCAAGAUAAAUGGUGUAGCAAGUGAAAAUAUGUCUUUGGCUGACACACGCCGUCUUAUUGAAAGGUCAAAAGGAAAACUUACCCUUACUGUUUUGAGAGAUAAUCGACAGUACCUAGUGAACAUUCCUGAAGUGAUGGACAGUGAAAGUGAUGAUAGGAGCUCCAUUCCAGAUGGUAUUUCAGAGCUGAGUUCGGAUCAGUCCCCACCACCUUCUCACCCUCCCCCACCCCCUCCAGGACAAACCCACAGGAGUUCAUCUGAGAGUUUGGAGAACACUGUGGAAAGUCAUCCGAUCAAUGGAGCGCCAAGCCCACAGAUAGUGGAAUUAGAACACGAAAAUGUUAAUGGUGAGCCUCCAUUGGAUACUGUAUACAUGCAAGAAACUGAGCCACCUCUGGAUAUCAACAGAGACGAACCACGAUUGGGGUAUAGUCCAGAUGCACGCCUAGUCCAGUUUCAGAAGGAAAGAAGCAUAGGACUUCGACUUGCUGGGGGAAAUGAUGUGGGAAUAUUUGUUGCUGCAGUUCAGGAAGGGAGCCCUGCAGCCCGAGAAGGGAUGAAAGAGGGUGACCAGAUCCUACAGGUGAAUGAAACCAGUUUUCACAACAUGACACGUGAAGAUGCCAUACAGUAUUUAAUGAACUUACCACAGAAUGAAGAUGUUAUAAUACUUACACAAGGCAAAGAAGACAUUUACAGGAAGAUGAUUAAGUCCAAUGUGGGUGAUUCCUUCUAUAUACGUACACACUUCGAAUAUGAGCCAGAUACUCCAUCCAGUCUUCACUUCACUCGGGGUGAGAUAUUCCAUGUCUUGGACACAAUGUAUCGUGGGAAACUUGGGAGCUGGCUUGCUGUACGAGUGGCCCGUGAUUUAAAAGAGAUGGACAAGGGAAUUAUACCAAAUCGUGUUAGGGCAGAACAGUAUGCUAGCUUAGAAAAUGUCUUAAAGCCUCAGUCAUCUUCAGGUCCACGAGCUGAGUUUUGGAAGCUGAGAGGCCUGAGAGGAGCCAAAAAAAUAUUGAAGAAAAGUAGAGAAGAUUUGUCUGCGAUUACCAGCAAAGCCAAAUAUCCUCCAUAUGAAAAAGUCGUGCUUCGGGAAGCAAGUUUCAAGAGGCCUGUAGUAAUCCUGGGUCCUAUAACAGAUAUUGCACAUAUAAAGCUCUGUGCUGACUUGCCCCAGGAGUAUGAAUCUGCAGAGAGUGUUUCUCGAGAUGAUGGGAGUUCCAAAAUCAUCAAACUGCAGAUUGUGAAAGAAAUUGCAGAACUGAAUAAGCAUGCCCUGUUGGACAUCACACCUACAGCAGUUGAACAUCUGAAUUAUGUGCAGUUCUACCCAAUUGUGGUUUUUUGCAACCCAGAGAAUAGACAGGGGGUUAAGGCAAUGCGACAAUGGCUACUUCCAGAAUCCAAGAAGAGUUCACGGCGUUUGUAUGCACAAGCUGUAAAACUGCGCAAGAACAGUUCGCAUCUUUUUACAGCAACUAUUAAUUUGAGUGGAGCAAGUGACUCAUGGCUUCCCAGUUUAAAGGAAAUUAUCCGUACAGAACAAGCAAGGCCCAUAUGGACUACUGAGGAAAAGGUUGAACCUCUAGUUACUGAACCUCUGGAUCUGAUGAAUGGGUCAGCUGUUGGGUCUACAGACUACCUGAGCUGUGACAGUCGUGCAAACAGUGACUAUGAGGAGACUGAUGCUGAAGGUGGAGCUUACACUGAUCAGGAGCUAGAUGAAGAGUUCCAAGAACCUGCACUAGCCCGUUCUUCGGAGCCUGUUGUUGAGCAUUCACCUCCUUACCAUGAUGUCAACUCCCCAUAUGACUCAUAUCACUACAAAGGCCAAUCUUCUAUUGAGACUUCUUCCUACCAUGGAAACCAGUCACCUACUGAACCAUCUUCUCCCUACAGAGGUCAAUCCCCAUCUCAUGAUAGAUACAGCCCUGAACAGGAAGCAGCAGUGCAGCCCCAUCCUCAGUGGAAUCUCACCAGCAGGGAAUAUGAGCAUAAUGCACUUCGCAGGAAAUUUAAUCGUGCAAGAAGUUCCAGCUCAGAGGACGAAGAUUACAGCUGGGGAGGUCCGGCCACUGACCUGUAAAUCCGAGAUAUGAUUCGUAUUUGCUACAAACACUGUCCAUAAAAUGUUUUACACCAGCUUCCUGCCUUUUAUAAAAUUAAGCAGUUGCAGCUUUGAACAAAA
Messenger RNA from Hyla sarda, 3537 nucleotides. RefSeq names its product tight junction protein 3 (gene TJP3). The coding region runs from base 400 to 3435 and encodes 1011 amino acids. The record is from RefSeq and is a predicted model, not a curated record. Gene Ontology annotation, molecular function: cell adhesion molecule binding. Gene Ontology annotation, cellular component: plasma membrane; bicellular tight junction. NCBI's taxonomy places the organism in Eukaryota, Metazoa, Chordata, Amphibia, Anura, Hylidae. The transcript is spliced from 21 exons. Gene Ontology annotation, biological process: protein localization to cell-cell junction; positive regulation of blood-brain barrier permeability; establishment of endothelial intestinal barrier.